CAUUAAUGAAGGAACCCGAGAACCCUAGUACUCAAUAAUUCAUACUCUAAUUAAAUACACAACAGUGGACAAGACGGCAGAGGCUGCAUCAACGUGGGAGAUAAAUCCUCCAUCACCAGCUCUCGACGGUGGAGAUGCCACGACUCUUCUCUUUUUCUUUAUACUCGUGGCUUCAUCUUUAGCACACAUCUUCCAUUAAUGGCCCCUCUCAUUAUGUGCCCACCUUCUCCCUCUAAAUUUUGUCUGUCUAUAAAUUUAUUAUUUGACCAAUCUAUAGAAUUCCAUGCCACUCUCGUCCCUGUCCUUUACGUCAGAAACCAACUAGAAAUUUCUACUGUCAUUUUUUUCAGAAUGGGACGAGCACCCUGCUGUCAAAAAGUAGGGUUGAAAAGAGGAAGAUGGACAGCUGAAGAAGAUGAUACAUUGAUCAAGUAUAUUCAAGCUAAUGGUGAAGGUUCAUGGCGGUCUCUACCUAAAAAUGCAGGAUUACUGAGGUGCGGGAAAAGUUGCAGGCUGAGAUGGAUAAAUUAUUUGAAAACAGAUUUAAAAAGAGGAAAUAUAACAGCUGAUGAAGAAGAGAUUAUUUUCAAGCUGCAUGCGUCCUUAGGGAACAGAUGGUCGCUGAUAGCAAGUCAUUUACCAGGCAGAACAGACAACGAAAUCAAGAACUACUGGAACUCCCAUAUGAGUCGAAAAGUUCACAUUUUUAGAAAACCUGGACAAGAGAGUCCACCAUUACUGUUGGUCGCAAAAAACGCCAAAUUAGGAAUGGCCGCACCUAAGAAAAAAGUUGACAAAGCACCACCUAAUAAUAAAUGUAAAACAUCCAAAAACCGCGACCAACAUCAUCAUCAUCAUAAAGAAACUGUAAAAUUUGACGGACCCUCAUUAAUACCAUCACCAUCAUCGUCAUCGUCGUCGAAAAAUGAUGACAUUAUCGAGAAAGAGACCUUGUCUAUGGCCAGUAACGAGCAAUUGGACCUUGUAAUUCCGAGUUCAUAUCAAGAAACUACAGCAGAGGAUAAUACAAGUGGGGAUUAUUCGUCAAAUUUGUUUGCAAGUUGGAUCGUUGAUAGCGAAAAAGAAGCUGAAAUUUCAGGACCAUAUAAUGGAGGAAUUGAUGAGGGGAUGCUGUUUUUUGACGACGUUAUUCAAAAUGAGUUGCUGGAAUAUGCUCAAGAUCCUGCUUUAAAUGAAGAAAGAGAAUAUUUUAGUACUACCACCGAUGAUCAUAAUUGCAUGGGGACGGUAGAGAAUGGAAUCCUGAUGAAUCCAAACACAACUUUAACAAGUGAAGAGUUUGAAGUAGCAGAACUUGGCAAUUUGAGUUCAAACUCCGAGUCUUCUGAGUUGGACGAUUGGACAUGGGAAGAUUUGAUGGAGAUGCCUGAAUUUUGCAGUGAUGAUAAUUCUGUAGACGAUAUGGUUUCGUCUUUCUUGGAGAUUGAUAAUGGAGAAAUAAUGGAAGCUAAUCAAGAAAAUGAAGAUAAUAAUUCAUUAAUUACGUGGCUGCUUUCUUCAUAAUUAAAUAAUCAGUGCGGCCAAUUAAUGUUUCUAGAUUCUAGCUAGUAGUAUUUAGUUUCUUUUUUCAUUUGAUUUGGUUGCUGAUAGCGAGUUGCGUUCGUUAAUUUCCUUGUCUGUUUGUAAAUAUUAAUUAAGUUAGUCUACAUUAGGAAAUUUUAGUGUACUAUAUAAUCCGCUGAGUGGGAAAAAAAAGAAGAUAUUAUCGGUGUGCUUGUUUGGAAGAUCUAGCUAAUAAAUGGCCAAACUCAUCUUUAGGUCCUUA
Molecule: messenger RNA, 1786 nt
Organism: Mercurialis annua (annual mercury)
Lineage: Eukaryota; Viridiplantae; Streptophyta; Magnoliopsida; Malpighiales; Euphorbiaceae
Product: transcription factor MYB111
Exons: 3
Coding region: 199-1524 (441 amino acids)
Source: RefSeq, a predicted model, not a curated record